Molecule: messenger RNA, 1503 nt
Organism: Aphanomyces astaci
Lineage: Eukaryota; Oomycota; Saprolegniomycetes; Saprolegniales; Verrucalvaceae
Exons: 1
Coding region: 13-1422 (469 amino acids)
Biological process (GO): protein polyubiquitination; positive regulation of proteasomal ubiquitin-dependent protein catabolic process; ubiquitin-dependent protein catabolic process
Cellular component (GO): ubiquitin ligase complex; cytoplasm
Molecular function (GO): ubiquitin conjugating enzyme binding; ubiquitin protein ligase activity
Source: RefSeq, a predicted model, not a curated record
GUUCAGAGGAAGAUGGCGGUGCAGUCGGUGGCUUCUCCCGUUGAGUUGCGUGAUGAGGCCGCUCAGGGAGCUUCGUGCGUGACGACGUCGACGUGCCAGAUCUGCUUGGAAGCGUCGGACACGGUGGUGUUAGCACUGUGUGGUCCAACUUGUCCUGCCAUCGUGUGCUCCACUUGCAUCCAAGAGUACCUCGAGGUCCAGCAAAAGUCCCUUCCUGCCGGAGUUCUUUCGACGGUCGCAUGUCCGAUAUGCUUGAUUCCCGUCGCGUUCGAGCGAUGGCGAAGUGUGGGCUCCUCCGAGGCCUGUAUUCACACAGUCGACAACAUCCAACUGCAACUCGCUGCGUCGUGCGAUGUCCUGUGCCCUUCGUGCCACGCCAUCAAUAACGUCUUGCCUCCUUGCAAGUACCAGAGCGGGUACGACGACAGCCUUCGUUUUGACCAACGAGAGGCAUUGGCCCAAUUCUGUCGCUACGAAUUGACGAUUUCAGAGCUGUGGCCUAACAUUCAAUCCGCCUCCCACGACCAGCUUCUUCAGUACAUUUCCCAUCGUGUCCAAGACGUCGAGCGCCGCGCCUCGCUGUUCCUUCGCAUGAUGCGGUCACAUCCGUUCAUUACGUCGACAUGCUGCAAUGCCAGGCUAUGCUUUACGUGCAAAACGCGAGAGCAUCACGACGGGGUGUCGUGCGAGGCCUCGAUGAUGCUCAACGACAUGGGGCAAUGCCCCAACUGCCAGAUCACACUUGUCAAGGGCGACGGGUGCGACUACGUGUAUUGCUUUUGCAAGUUUGGCUUUAGCUGGUCGUGGGGCUUGAUGUGGUUCAAAUUCAGCCAAGCCCCCAUUACGGCCAAGGCGCGGCUCCGCCAAGUGUUUGUGCGGUACCUGUAUCGCCGCCGCUUUCAACGCCAGGUGCUAGUGUCCAUGGUGCUUCGCAUUCAAGUGACGAAGUACCGACGGCUGUACGUAGCCAUUUGCGCGUUUCUCCGCAUGCGAAGGUGGAGAAGGCGGCUGUACGCGGUCAUCCUCGACUGCGUAGCCACAGUCACGCUGAUCGAGAUUCAAAGCCAUCGUAAGCCGUUUCUAUGCGUGUGCGAGUACCUUCGACGCCAAAUGUGGCGGCGGCGGCUCGUGACCAACGUGCUCACAAGUCCAGCCUUCCACGACGCCAUUGGAGAACGACGUAACGCACAUUGCAUCAACAUUAUGACCACCCAAAGUCAUGCCAUUCGAGGCCCCAUGGAACGGUUGAAGACAAAGAUGAUCGAUGGCCUGUAUCGACGACGAAUGGAUGCCGUCAUGGUGGCCAUCACGACCAAGGCUUCGUGGAUUGCGUACUGGGCGACCGUGACGGAGGAAGACCAGGUCGCGCUGGAUGACGACAUGCAUAGCUACUUGGACAUCAUGGGCGACUUUGACAUCUAAGUACUGUACGUCGUGUUCAAUAAGUGUACAUGCAGCAUACUGUACAUCAUUUACCACCCCCUGGGAACCACAACUGCGAUG